AAAUGGUAAUAUUUACAAAGAUUGUAGUUUUAGAUUAUUGUAAAACAUUAAUUUUUACAUUAACCUUUAAUAACUGUUUGGUUUUUCAUGUAUAAUGACGCCUUGUACCUAUCAUUUUAUGGCAAUCAUGGGUCUUCCUUAUGCUCACAAAAUAAAACAGUUGCAAGGAAUGCCACUUUCUUUGGAUCUUAUUCAUCCACAAUGGAGGAUUGACACAUUGCGUCUGAAGUCGGAAGAUGAUUCACAGAAUGAUGGUGUCAACAAAUUUGAUGAGUUGCUUACUGAGUUGUCUUCAAGAUACAAAGUGUGGUAUCUAAGUAAAAAAGAAUUUGCUACUUCUAUGAUUACCAAGCUUUUGAUCGAAUCUGAUGCGUUCUUUGAACCAAUGAUUCGUAAACCAAAAGGUAGACCUCCAAAAUCAAAAAAGAAAAGAGGAAUAACUUCUACCGCACGAGAUCCUUCAAGAUUCGUGGAAUCAUCACAAACACACAACCCUUCAAGUUCUACCGGUGACUUCCAUAUGAAUAAUGAAGUGUUUGAGAACAACUUAUUUGAUUUAAAUACAUAUCCAAUUUUUUAA
Molecule: messenger RNA, 580 nt
Organism: Lactuca virosa
Lineage: Eukaryota; Viridiplantae; Streptophyta; Magnoliopsida; Asterales; Asteraceae
Source: the annotation of a GenBank genome assembly